Condylostylus longicornis is the source of this 1368-nucleotide messenger RNA. RefSeq lists its product as uncharacterized. The transcript has a single exon. Gene Ontology annotation, biological process: glutathione biosynthetic process. The record is from RefSeq and is a predicted model, not a curated record. Lineage: Eukaryota; Metazoa; Arthropoda; Insecta; Diptera; Dolichopodidae. Gene Ontology annotation, molecular function: glutamate-cysteine ligase activity. The coding region runs from base 1 to 1368 and encodes 455 amino acids.
AUGAUUGAAGCCAUUCCAUCUCCCCCUUAUCCGCUGAACACUGAUUCAAUUUUGAUGAUCGAGCCAAGCAUGAGAUUAAGACGUGCUAAAAUUCAAUCAAUCUUGCCAUCCAACAAAUACGUCACCUCUCAAACAGCGUUUCCCCCCCGUUUUGGGUUGGACGACUUUAUAACUCCCACAGGAUCGGGGGUCGAUCCCGAUCAUUCAAUCACUCGCAGCAUUUUCAUUCCUGACGAUCUCAUCAACCCUCACCCACGCUUCGGGACCCUCGUCAACAAUAUCCGGUGCCGGCGAGGUGCAAAGCCCUUCAUCACUAUACCAGCCUAUCGGGACAAGUUCACGUUCAACUCGAAUCUCAGCAACCCAGCAGAAGCGGAUUGGUCGCAAGCAAAAGACUUAACAUCAGUGGAUCGUUUCGAGGUCGAGCGCCUUGCUCGCCGCACAAUCAACCCGAUUCAAAAUCAGAUUUACAUGGAUUGCUUUGCUUUUGGAAUGGGAAUGAGCUGCGUCCAGACGACCUUCGCAACACCUGAUGUUAGUUCCGCGCGGUUUCUCUACGAUCAACUUGCAGUUCUUGCGCCGCUGUUCCUGGCGCUGACUGCUUCGACUCCCGUUUUGCGUGGAGUACUCGCGGAUACGGAUACGCGAUGGGCAACUCUCGAACAGGCAGUGGAUUGCCGAACUGAAGAAGAAUCAAUGCGCAUUCCUAAGUCGCGCUAUUCAGGAGUCUCCCUAUAUAUUUCUGAUUCGCCAAGACUUACAGAGCAUUUGCCUGAGCUGAACGAUACGGCGGCUCCCAUUGACGACGAAGCCAAAGCAUUACUGCUCGAGGGAAGCGUUGAUGAAGUUCUCGCCAGUCAUUACGCUCAUUUAUGGCUGAGAGACCCGUUGGUUAUCUUCGGAGAAAAAGUGGAACUAGAUGAUGGCCAAGCCGUGGAUCAUUUUGAAAAUAUUCAAUCCACUAAUUGGAACUCCAUGCGAUUCAAACCGCCCCCUCCAGGAUCAUCAGCAGAUCAGAUGAGUCCAAUUGGAUGGAGAGUCGAGUUCAGAACCCCCGAAAUCCAACUGACCGAUUACGACAACGCUGCUGGUGUCGCGUUGAUAUCAGUCUUGGCGCAAAUGAUCCUUUUCAAUGGAUUGGAUCUAUAUAUUCCAAUGUCGAAAAACGACGACAAUAUGACUCGCUCGUGGAAUAGAAAUGCUGUAACUGAAGAGACCUUCUGGUUUCGUCACGAUAUCUCUAACGCCACUACUAAUUGGGACUUUAGCGAAAUGACCCUACAUCAAGUUCUAACAGGUGACAUAAGGGAAUUGAAUGGCUCAUCUUUUUGUUUGCAGGGUGUUCCCGUGUCGGAUUUGAAGGUUUGA